GGUGCUGGACGGCUGUUGCCUGCCCAAGUGCAACCUCCGCAUGCAUCGUUGGGGGCGCGGGAAGGCUCCAGCGGCCCUGGAGGACAGAACGUCCAGCAGUUUGCAGAUGGCCAGGCCCCAGAAGACUCUGCUAGCCCUUCCUCAGAGAGAAGGGGUCCAGGCAGCCGCUGUGGCACCCACCCUGUUGCCUAACUUGAAGAGGAGCUGCUUCGACCAUGCUCUGCACCAGGGGCUCCUCCACCCCACCCGGCGGCGCUGCAGUCCCACCUCAGCUCCAAAUCCCAAAUUGUCAAAGAAGCGCAAAGUGCAUGCAGCCGGGGACAUGUUCCCCACUGAUUGGAGCCCACCACCCAUAGAGUUCCUGAACUUGAGGGUACCACAGGCCAGCAAGGGGGCCCCAGCACAGAGGUGGGUAGGCCCAGGGGGCCCUCAGGGCCUGAGGACAUGGGCUCCCCAGCUGCCUGAGGAGUUAGGCCAGGAGCCCCAGGACUUGGACCCCCAGGGGAGCCUGACCUCACUGGAGGAGCUGUUCUGGAAUAUGGCAGGCCCAAGCCAGAAGGCUACAGCUCCAGUGGUGGACACCCACACCUUGUUCACCUCUGGAGCCUCGGAGAGCUAUGCCAAUAGCUUAGAUUACUUACUACAGGAGAAGCGGGAACAGGCCCUAGAGCAGGAGCGAGAGAAGCUGCUUCUGCAUGAUUGUCCUGACCUCUACUCCCUGGAUCUGGCUGAAGAUGAGGCGCCUCUCACACCUGAGCACAGGAUGCUGGUGGAGAGGUUCUCCAUGUCACUACAGGUCAUCCCACCAGUACAUCCCGGUGAAACCGUGUUUCUACCCAGGCGUCAUCCCCUGUAUUGCAUCCUGGACUGUUCACACCUGAAGCCACGUAGCCACCUGGAAGGGCUCUUCCUCAGCUGCCCACUGGCCCAGCAGCUCUCCUUCCUGCGCAGUGGCCUCCUGAGCAACCUCUACCUGCACACCCCCGACUGCCCUGUGCCCCUGCUCCAGUGGCUCUUCCAGCUGCUGACAUGGCCUCCAGAAACUUCUUCAGGAGCCUUUGGCCUCCUGUGGGAUCUCAGUGUGAAUGGGCUCUUCCAUCAGUCUGAUGGAGACAAGCACUGGUGGUGCCCCUCCCUGCAAGAGGUCACGGAGGUGUUUCACAGCCUGGGAGCCUGUAGCCCUGCUCUGGGCCUGCGUGAACCCUGUCAGCACAGUGGGAGGGUGCUUAAAAAUAGCACUAGCCUGAACUGGAGUGAGCAGCAGGACGCCCCCCUGGAGAUUGCCUUGGAUGUCAGCCUGAACUACAUCUACAAGUUCCUAGCGCUGUGUGCCCUAGCCCAGCCAGGGGCCUACACUGAUGGGGACCUCCUGGGCCUGAUUGAGCUGCUGUGCCGAGUUGGCCUGGAUGUGGGGCUUCGCCUGCUUCCCAAGACUGAUCUUCAGCAGCUUCUGCUUCUGCUCCUCGAGAACAUCCAUGAGUGGCCAAGGAAGCUCCAGAAGCUGUGCUGCAGCCUGAGUGAGGUGUCAGAUCACCACCACAACCUGCUGGCGCUCGUGCAGUUCUUCCUGGACGUGACCUCCCGGAGCAGGCAGCUUCGAAGCCAGCUCAGCCUUGUGGUCAUUGCCCGGAUGCUAGACCAGCAAGAGACGCUCCCUCUCUGGCAAGAGAAGGCCCAGCUGUCUUUGCUCAGCCAGCUUCUGAGCCUCAUGAGGCCAUCAUCCCUCAGACAGUACCUGGGCUCUGAAACCUUGCCACCCUGCCAGGAGCAACAGCCAAAGACCAAUGCUGAACUAGACCACAAGAGCCCAUCUGGCAGCAAAUGUCUGUUCAACAACCAGGGAAGAAGAGGAGGAAGCGGGCUGAGGGUCUGCUACCUGUGCCACAGCCUUCUGACACUGGCCGGGGUGGUGGUCAGCUGCCAGGACAUUACUCCAGACCAGUGGGGAGAGCUGCAGCUGCUGUGCAUGCAGUUGGACCGCCACAUCAACACCCAUAUCCGGGAGAGCCCCCACGCCAUGCACCGGACCAGACUCAAGGACCUGGCGGCCCAGACCUACGUCCGCUGGCAGGAACUCCUGACUCACUGCCAACCCCAGGCCCAGUACUUCAGCCCCUGGAAAGACUAAAGGAGCAGGGCAGGGCCGGCCCUAGGCUCUUGGCUCUGGCAGGAAGCGAACAGGGCUCAGGGAACAGGAGGAAGCUAAGAACAACAGAGGCGAGAGGAGGACCAGUGUGGUGAAGCAAGAGCCUGCCUCCACACAGCCCCUGACCCCCACCAGGCAACGGAUAUGGCCUCUGCCUGCCUGGCCCACCCCUCCGCUCUCCUUCCCUCCCAGCCAUCUCCUAUGCCCCAAGGCCUUUGUCUCCACACUCGGGUUUCCCAGGGCCUCCUGGGCCCUCCCACCCUCCUUCCUCUCUCCGUCACUAAUGUGAGCUUUCUUUGUGCACACUAAAGUCUUAUUUCAGCA
This is a messenger RNA of Panthera uncia (snow leopard), 2470 nucleotides long. RefSeq names its product family with sequence similarity 178 member B (gene FAM178B). Lineage: Eukaryota; Metazoa; Chordata; Mammalia; Carnivora; Felidae. The transcript is spliced from 18 exons. Bases 41 to 2128 code for a protein of 695 amino acids. The record is from RefSeq and is a predicted model, not a curated record.